AUGGACCCGAAGCUAUCCGCCAAGCUCUUCCGACAGCGCGAAAAGUACCGCGCCGAUCUGGUCACCGCCCUCGUGGAGGACGCAGAUCCACUCGCGGCCUACGACUCAUUCAUCAAGUGGACGGCGGAGAACUACGGCGAGCACCUCGCGGCAUCGGGACUGCUGGAGCUUCUCGAGGAGGCGACGCGGUACUUCGUCGCCGACGAUGCGUACAAGAGUGACUUGCGGUACCUGAAGCUCUGGCUGCUCUACGCGAGCCAUGUAGAAGAUCCCACGGUGAUCUACGCGUUCGUGCUCUCGAAGGACAUCGGCAAGAUCUAUGCGCAGACGUACUGGGAAUACGCAGAUGCGCUGGAACGCAAGGGAAAGCGACCCGAUGCAGAUGCAGUGUAUCAGAAAGGUCUAAAGCGUCGUGCAAGACCAGUCGAUCCUCUCAAACGUCGCUACGAAGAGUUCAAGACCCGCACCUCGCCCCCACCACCCAAGUCCACCUCCACACUCUCAUGGGAAGAUGCUCCGCCAGAGGUCCGUGCCUUGCGUCGAGCUCCCCUCAAGAACCAUGCGUCCUCCGCCGCCGCCGGCCCAUCCUCUUCUGGCCCGUCCGAUCCGUUGUACAACCCCUACGCCCUCAUGCUCGCCCCACCUCCACCGGGCAAACGGAAAGAGAAGCUCCGCUUUGACUUCUCCCUCCUCUUCACGAAGGAAGGCCAGGAGUACAGCAUGCAAGAGGCACGGGCGCGCUCCAUGGGUCUCCUUGGCAAGAAGUGGGGGCCGCCGCCUGCCUCCGGCCGCGUCGCCUUCUCCGACGCGCCUGGCAAGGGCCAGAAGACGAUGACGCGCAAGUUCGCGGGCGCGGAGCCGACGGUGACGCUCGCGACGAAGGAGGCCCUCGCGGACGUGUUUGGGAUGUACAACUCGCCGGAGAAGUCGAUGCGUUUUGGGCCCGCGGCGGGGAGCAAGCAUGCGCCCGUGAGGAAGAUCGAGCCGGUCACGCCCAUUCCGAUGCCCAUGCUUCGCUCGAUGAGCAACGAGAAUGCCGACGGUGCCUCGAAGUCGCCAUUCCGGCCGUUUGUGGAUGAAAAUGCGCAGCGAGAGAACAAGACUCCGGGACCUGCAGCCACUCCAAAGAUCGUACCUUUUGUUGACCCGGAGAAUGCGGAUAGCCACGCUCGUCCAACACCAUCCGGUCGUCCCGCGCUCUCUCUGAAAGAUCCCGGUGGUCUUCCUUUAGGUGCUCGGAACGACGAGAACGCGGCGGGUGCGAGGGAGAAGAUUACCGUUCACAUCGACGGCGAAGCACACAGACCAUCUCCCGUGUUCACUCCGGCCUCAGCAACCUUUCAAAGUCGACAAGACAUCUUCGGAGAAGGAAACGUCUUCCGACCGCCGCAAUCGGCUGGAGUGCCAAAGAUCUUGCCCUUUUCCGACGAGAACGCGCCAAGGGUGUUUAGUUUGCCUCCUCUGAAGGGUGAAAACGCUCCACCACCAGUGUUCACUCCCUUCUUUGACAAGGCGGAGAACAGGAAGACGCCGCUUGGCCCGACCUCGUCCUCUAGAGCCGUCCUAGGAGAAAGGGUCCCUGUCUUUUCCCUGCCGACAGAGCCAGAGCCAGCCGUCUAUGAAGAUGAGCCUGAGCCAAGACAGGACCCGGAGCCUAUCACGCCCUCCACGAGCGAAUCCGACGCAGACGCUUUCUCACAAUACGACCCCGAGCAUGGCAACGACCGGGACGCUUUCACCAGCGAGAGCUCAGAAGACGUCGACGACGACGAGGGAUUUGCAGUCUACGAGCAGCCAGACGAGGACCAGUUCGAGGAGCACAUACCACCCCAAGGAGACGAAUUCGACUUCGACGGCGACAACACCGACGGCUACCGCGCUGCCCCGCUGGGUGGGCGGUUCGGCCAGUUCAACGUCAUGACUCCGAUCGUCGAGCGCACCUACGAGUACACCAUGAGCACUCGAAAUCACGGUACGCCUGGCUUCACCAUCCAUCGUGACGCCGACGCGGUGGAAGCUGCGGAACAACUGGCCGCGGAGCUGCAGGAGGUAGAGGAAGAGGAAGAGGAAGAGGAAGAAGAGGUGGCGAAUAUCGAAGAGCGGACUGGCACGCUCAGUCUUGCCGAUGCACUCGGAGUUGCCUCGUCAUUCAAGCCACCGAAUCCGUGCAAUCCGUUCGACCCGACAAUCCUAUCGACGCUCCUCAGUAUGAUCCCCACCGAAUCCGGAUUCCACGACCUGCGCAUCAAUGACGCGAACCAGUUGGACGUAUUGCAGAAGUUUGCAAAGAAGAAAACGCGACGCGCGAGCGGGAAUUCGACUUCGAACAUCGAACGCCUCGAGAUCCAGAUUCACGAUCGUCGCUUCGCGGUUGUCGACAAACUUGGUGAAGGCGGCUUCGGUGCCGUUUUCGAGGCUGUUGACUUGGACCUCAAGAAGAAGCAUUCUGAGGAUGACGAUGAGGAUGACGAAGACGAUGAUGAUGACGACGACGACGACGAAUCGAAUCGCGUCGCGCUCAAAGUCGUCAAGCCGCGCAACCUGUGGGAGUACCACGUUCUUCGCCGGAUCCACAACGCGCUUCCCACAGAGCUCCGUCGAUCCAUUAUCUCACCACAGGCGCUGUACGCGUUCCGCGAUGAGUCCUUCCUUGUCCUCGCGCUCCGCAAGCAGGGCACGCUUCUCGAGAUCGUCAACCGCGCCGCCUCCGCCGGAGUGUCGCAGCACGGCGGCUCCCUCGACGAGCUUCUCGUCGUCUUCUUCACCAUCGAGCUCCUCCGCGCCCUCGACGGCCUCCACCGCGCCGGCCUCGUCCACGGCGACGUCAAGAUCGACAACUGCCUCCUCCGCCUCGACGACGUCCCCGGCCCCGCCUCCGCCUGGACCGCCGUCUACGACCCCACCGGCGGCGGCGGCUGGUCGCACAAGGGCGUCGCGCUCAUAGACUUCGGCCGCACGGUCGACACCCGCCUCUUCCCCGCCGGCCAGCGCUUCGUCGGCGACUGGCCCACCGACGCGCGCGACUGCCCCGAGCUGCGCGACGGCCGGCCGUGGACGUUCGAGCCGGACUACUUCGGCCUCGCCGGCGUCGUCUUCUGCAUGCUCCACGGCAGGUACAUCGACGACGCCGCGCUCGCCGCGGCGCCGGAGGACGGCGGGCGCCGCCUGAAGCUCGCGACGCCGUUCAAGCGGUACUGGCAGGGCGAGCUCUGGACGCGCCUCUUCGACGUGCUCCUGAACCCCGGCCUCGCCCGCCCGGACGGCCGCCUCCCCGUCGCAGACGAGCUCGCGGUGAUCCGCGGCGAGCUCGAGGCGUGGCUCGUCGCGAACUGCAACCGGGCGAGCAACAGCCUCAAGGGCCUGCUCAAGAAGGUCUCUCUCGCCGUGCUCGGCGGCAAGGACGCCCGGUGA
Molecule: messenger RNA, 3411 nt
Organism: Epithele typhae
Lineage: Eukaryota; Fungi; Basidiomycota; Agaricomycetes; Polyporales; Epitheliaceae
Product: Mad3/BUB1 homology region 1-domain-containing protein
Exons: 4
Coding region: 1-3411 (1136 amino acids)
Biological process (GO): protein phosphorylation; mitotic spindle assembly checkpoint signaling; meiotic sister chromatid cohesion, centromeric
Molecular function (GO): ATP binding; protein kinase activity
Source: RefSeq, a predicted model, not a curated record